CCUUCCCACACACACCGAUUCACUUCUUUACUCAUUACUCUCUCUAGAAAAUCAUUUUCGAAACCAAGAAAAAAACACUCCCAGAAAGAAACAAGAAAAAAAAAAUGGCGAAUUCGAUUGUGCUUAUGGCGAUUCUUCUUCUCCCGACGCUGGUCAUGGCUGCGAGGCCAAACAGGAACCCCUUCGUUGUUCGAGGUCGCGUCUACUGCGACACAUGCCGUGCCGGUUUUGAAACUCCGGCCUCUACUUACAUCCCCGGUGCCGUGGUUAAACUGGAAUGCAAAGACAGGAGAUCAAUGGAGUUGGUGUACAGCCACGAGGCUAGAACCGACUCAACGGGGGCAUACAAGAUCUGGGUUAACGAGGACCAUGAGGACCAGCUCUGCGAUAUCAUGCUCGUCAAGAGUCCUCAACUAGGCUGCUCCAAGGUCUCUCAUGGACGUGAACGUGCCCGGGUUACCCUCACCCGGUACAACGGCAUCGCUUCAGAUGACCGAUACGUUAACAACAUGGGGUUCGAGAGAGAUGAGGCCUUAUCAGGUUGCUCUGAGAUCAUGAGGCAAUACCAAGAAAACGAAGAGUAAGCCACUUACAUCCUAAGUCCAUGCAGUAGUUUGUGUUUUCCGUCUUUAUCUGCUCCUUUUGGAUUCUCCUCAUAGUUCUUGGUGCUUUUCGUAAACCCAUCUUUCUUCUUCUCCUUCUGUUGCUUUGGCACUCUGAACGUUGAUUCUACCUGGUGUGUUUGGUAUUGCCAUCUAUUGAUCUGUUCUUUGUCA
Tarenaya hassleriana is the source of this 776-nucleotide messenger RNA. RefSeq names its product major pollen allergen Lol p 11. The record is from RefSeq and is a predicted model, not a curated record. The transcript has 2 exons. Bases 105 to 584 code for a protein of 159 amino acids. Lineage: Eukaryota; Viridiplantae; Streptophyta; Magnoliopsida; Brassicales; Cleomaceae.